AUGGUCCGAAUGGGCGGGCGAUCGGCAGUCUGCCGCGCCGUCAUCGCGACUUCCAUCGUGUGGGUGCUGGUCGACGUGAUCAUCCUUUUCUACUAUCUCGAACCUUCUCCUACUCCUUCCCCAGAAGCCCACAGGUUUGUUCAUUCUUCGCUCCAAACAUUUUUGUGUUCAGAGGAAUUCGAGCUGGUCGCCAUGUAGAAAACAGCGCCAACAAAGAACUUCACGACGACAAAAACAAUGAAGAUCAUGUAAUCAACGUUUUCAAAAACAGCAAUUCCUUUGGUUUUUACAGAGAAAAGUCGACAUGGAUGUUGAUCCGGACACGAAGCGAAUUCUGGAGCGACUUUUGAGCAGUUCGUCUUCAUGUUCCGACAAAAUAGUCAAAGAUCCAAAUUUUAGUUCAGUCUUUCGGAGCGCCUCAUCACGGACAAGGCGGCACCGGAGUCAGUGUUCCUGAGGACCAGAAGAAAGAGCAGGAUAAGAGGUUCCUCGAGAAUCAGUUCAACGUGGUUAGUGAACUGCGAAAACAUUCCCAAGUGAUUGUUGGAAUUGAACAGCUGGCCAGUGAGAUGAUUUCAAUCAACCGCUCGCUUCCCGACUAUCGCUCCGAAAGGUUCGAACCUACUUCCGAUGACUCGAAGAAGGAACUUUUCUAGUUGCAAAUCCAACGCUCAAGGUCUUUCAACGCAAAUUCUUCCCAAGACCUCCAUCAUCAUCGUUUUCCACAACGAAGCGUGGAGCACUUUGCUCAGAACUCUUCAUUCUGUUGUCAAUCGGUGUUGAAGCAACUUUGUAUUUCAAACAUUCCAAAACUUUUUGAAGCUCCCCGCGGCACAUGAUUGAAGAAAUCAUCCUGAUUGACGACAAAUCCGACCGUGAGUACUUGCGAAAGCCGCUCGACGUCUAUCUCAGACGUUUUCCGGUCAGAUUUUACUUUUAUUUUGAAUUUCUUGGCAAAACCCUAUUCUUGUAAAUAAAAUUUUCUGUUGAGACUUUAUAAACUUUUUUAAAGUUAGAUUUUCAGUUUCCUAUGUUUUUAUGGAUUGUUCCGCCUUUUUACUGCCGAGAACGUAGUUGAUAGAAAUAAAAAUAUUUAGAUUUUCGGAAAGCUGAUGAAUAAGAAGUAGGGAUUCUCAGGUUUCCAUACAAAUCGUGCAUCUUCCGGAACGAAGUGGUCUGAUUCGCGCCCGUUUGACUGGCUCUGCUAUGGCCAAGGGAAAAAUUCUGCUUUUCCUUGACGCUCACGUGGAAGUAUGAAGAAGUCUAUGUUCGGAAUAUAGCCAGUCAUUAAGGUCACUGAAGGCUGGCUCGAACCAUUGCUGGAGCGCGUCGCCAAAGACAGGAAACGCGUUGUCGCGCCCAUCAUCGACGUCAUCUCCGGUAUAUUCGAUCGAGAAGUUCAGAUUCUGAAUGAAUAGUCCAGACGACACCUUCGAGUACGUGACGGCUUCUGACACGACGUGGGGCGGCUUCAACUGGCACCUCAACUUCCGUUGGUACCCGGUUCCGAAGAGGGAACUCGCGCGACGCGGAAACGAUCGCUCAGUUCCAAUUCAGUCAGUUCUUGUCUCGCAAGUAAUUUUUCUAGGAUUUUCAUCACUUAUCCCCCAUUUCCGAUCUGAUGCUUUUUUAUCCUAGAACUUGGAUUUUUUCGAAUGACUGAAAUGACUUUUCUAGAACUCCAACAAUUGCUGGCGGAUUGUUCGCCAUUGACAAGCAGUUCUUCUACGACAUCGGCAGCUACGACGAGGGCAUGCAAGUCUGGGGCGGCGAAAAUCUCGAGAUUUCCUUCAGGGUCGCUAGUCUCAGUGUUGGUUCUCGAAAACUCGAAUGUUGCAGGUCUGGAUGUGCGGCGGCUCUCUCGAAAUUCAUCCAUGCUCUCGCGUUGGACACGUCUUCCGCAAACAGACUCCUUACACCUUUCCAGGUGGAACCGCCAAGGUACCCUUCCCUACAGAUUUGUUUUCGAAAUUUGGCAACAUUCCAGCCCUAUUUCACACAGAUGCAAAGAGAAAGUUUUCAAAUUCGAAAUUUUCAACGCAUUUUUCGUAUACUUCUUAACUUUAAAACUUUUAGUAGAAUACUGGAUUUGAAAUUUUUGUUUUCUUCAAAAUUCCUUUGAAGGUGAUUCACCACAACGCGGCCAGAACGGCUGAAGUGUGGAUGGACGAGUACAAGGCGUUCUUCUACAAAAUGGUGCCGGCGGCUCGAAACGUCGACGCCGGCGAUUUGUCGGCGCGUGUUCAACUCCGCAACAAUCUCCAGUGCAAGUCGUUCAAAUGGUUCGUCUUCUAAAUAUUAGCAAAUUUCGAUGAAUUUUCAAUUUUAUCGUGUUCAAGCCGUUACAGUGCAGUCUCGAUAAAAAUGAUUUUUUUUUUUAAAGAAGUCGCUCUUUGAAUGCCCUGUGAGCGUUUUCGUUACAAUUCUCGAUCAGGCCAUCUCUAAUAUAAAAUUUUGUGUAAACUUUCUUUGAAUAGACUCUAGUCUGCGGAUCUCAUUUUUUGGAAGUCAUAUAAUUUUAGUUUGUCUUCCAGAAGAGAUAUUUCUAUCCGAUGGAAUUCAGGGAGUUUUCCUUGAAAAGUUUGGGCGGAAUCACUUUUCUGAAAACCUUCUUUUUUAGGUACUUGGAAAACAUCUACCCUGAAGCGCCUCUCCCGUCCGAGUUCAAGUCUCUGGGAGCGGUUACGAACGAAAAAGAGCAGACUUGCCUGGACACCAACGGCAAGAAGGACGGCCAGCCUGUCGGCCUGCAGAACUGCCAUGGCGCUGGAGGCAACCAGGUUUCCAUCUGAAUAGUACAACGAGGGAGACCUUUCAUACCAAAAUGGAACGCUCACAAUUCAGACUUUCCGAUUUCCUGACGGCUUUGUUUUCACCGUCACAUUUAAGGAUGAAUUCAUUGAUCCUUACAUACCUAACUAUCAGGUCAACGUUUUCCAUGGGAGACCUGAGGGACAUCUUUUAAUUUUGUUUUUUUUUCCUUUUUUUUGAUUUGCGGUUUUUUCAGUUUUUUUUGUUUGUGUAUGGAAAACUGUGGAGCCUGCUAAUUUAGUAGGCUGAAUUAAAUAUAUCACAACAUAAAGGGGAUUUCGAAGCACGCGGUCAUAAAAAAAAUAACCUUAUCUUUUCAUAUCAAAAUUUUUUUCAUUGUUGUUAACUGAUUUUUACAUCUUUCCAAAGGAUAAACUUUCGAUAGAAAUUAAUUGAAAAAAAAAUUUUCGAAGACGAGAGUUUAAGGUAUUUAUAUUUAACAAGUCUCGGCUAUAUUAUAAAAUAUGUUAUGUAAAAAAAUCGUUAUAACCACAUUUAACAAAUCAAAUGAGCAUGAUUGGAGUGAAAUGAUAAUAAAAAGAGAAGCCGUUUCGUGUCUUAAAAAUGGACGGCGUAGGAGAUGACUCUCAUCAGCACUUUUCUCCUUGAAUUAGUUUAAAAAAGUAUGAAAGGAUAAUUUUCGAAACUAUCUUAGACAUACGCCGAAAAUUACUUCCCACAAUAGGUUUUGUUCAACUGCGUGUUCCGUUCUCUCUAUAUUAUGCCCGAAAAUCUUUGCUGAAGCCCUUAUGCUUCUUCAGACAGUCCAGAAAGGAGUUUAAAUCAGAACAAAUGUGAAUUUCACAUUUGAAAUCAUUUUUUCUAUUCAGUUUUAUGGGUCAUUCUUGUUUCAAACGCUGAGAACAGUUUGAAUUAAGGCGUGGGCGUUGACUGGGAAGGGCGAAAUCCGUUCAGACGACCUUUGUCUCUCUUCCGGCGCCGCCUAUCAAAUCGGCGACGCGGUUCGCAUGGAAAAGUGCUCCGCUGGCCGAUCCAACCCCAAACACAUCUUCAAGCUCAAAUCCGAGGUAUUUCUACGAGUGUGAAAAACAGUUCCAUCUCUCCUUGAUGCAUAAGGGCAAGUCUUUUUAAGACGAGAAUUUUUAAGAACCACACCUCAAAAAUACCGACGAGGGAAAUUAUUCCAAAUACUUUCUUUCUUUCUGAAAAGAGACUCGUGUUGCAGAGUGGCGUUCUGAUGCACGUCAAAACGGGGAAGUGUGUGGCGGCUAAAGGAAACGAGGUGUUGCUCAACGAGUGCGACGAGUCGAAGGCGCAAAAGUGGCUCCUCGAAGGUCUCCGACCCUGA
Caenorhabditis auriculariae is the source of this 4120-nucleotide messenger RNA. The record is from the annotation of a GenBank genome assembly. Lineage: Eukaryota; Metazoa; Nematoda; Chromadorea; Rhabditida; Rhabditidae.